AUGGAUUUUUUUGUUUCUGAUUGGGGGAAACAUGAAGUGAGAAGAUGGAAAAUAGGAGAAAAGGGCGAAGGAACAUUAGUUGCUGGUGGAAAUGGAAAAGGAGAGAAUCUAAAUCAAUUAAAUCAUCGUCGAGGAAUCAUUGUUGAUCAUGAGGGUCGAAUUUAUAUUGCAGAUAGUGACAAUGAUCGAAUAACGCGAUGGUGUGAAGGAGAUGAAGAAGGUGAAAUAAUUGUUGGUGAAAAUGGACAAGGAAAUGAACCUAAUCAAUUGUCAUAUCCUUGUGGUUUAUCAUUUGAUGGUGAAGGAAACCUUUAUGUUGGUGAUCAUGGAAAUCAUCGAAUUCAACGAUUUGAUUUUGUCAUUUGA
Adineta ricciae is the source of this 366-nucleotide messenger RNA. The record is from the annotation of a GenBank genome assembly. NCBI's taxonomy places the organism in Eukaryota, Metazoa, Rotifera, Eurotatoria, Adinetida, Adinetidae.